Molecule: messenger RNA, 2353 nt
Organism: Eleginops maclovinus (Patagonian blennie)
Lineage: Eukaryota; Metazoa; Chordata; Actinopteri; Perciformes; Eleginopidae
Gene: dbr1
Product: debranching RNA lariats 1
Exons: 9
Coding region: 284-1960 (558 amino acids)
Biological process (GO): mRNA splicing, via spliceosome
Cellular component (GO): nucleus
Molecular function (GO): RNA lariat debranching enzyme activity
Source: RefSeq, a predicted model, not a curated record
GUUUGGCGCAUGCGCUUUAUGUAGUAGAUGCGAGGUGGGAAAUUCAUUCUAUCGCGUUCCUUUUUAUCCGUAUUUUAGACAUGAAUUUCUGAAUAGUUUGUGACUUAUCAGCGUAUUUAACUACACGAACAUACUCCUCAGUUAUUUUCGCAUCGCAACCACAGAACGAUUGUCCCAUCCCUGUGUGUGGAGGCUGACAGCCCCUAGGUGGGCACAGAAUUCAAACCAACACUGACUGUGAUUUUUCCCGGGGAUUAGCAGCUUAGCUACCCGGUCGUGCAGAAUGAAGAUUGCAGUGGAAGGCUGCUGCCAUGGGGAGCUUGACAAGAUUUACGAGACCAUUGCCUACCUGGAGAAGAAGGAAGGGGUGAAAGUGGAGCUGCUGCUCUGCUGUGGAGACUUCCAGGCUGUGAGAAAUGAAGGCGACAUGAAGUGCAUGGCCGUACCCGCCAAGUACAGAACGAUGCAGACCUUUUACAAAUACUAUUCUGGAGAGAAGAAGGCUCCAAUCCUGACCGUCUUCAUCGGAGGGAACCAUGAGGCGUCCAAUCACCUGCAGGAGCUGCCUUACGGAGGCUGGGUGGCACCUAACAUUUAUUAUCUGGGUUAUGCUGGAGUUAUUCGGUACAAAGGGGUUAGAAUUGGUGGCGUAUCUGGAAUAUUCAAAUCACAUGACUACAGAAGAGGUCACCACGAAUUCCCUCCAUACAACCCUGAUACACUUCGGAGCGUUUACCACAUCCGAAAUAUUGAGGUCUUCAAAUUGAAGCAGAUCCAGAUGCCCAUUGACAUCUUCAUGAGCCAUGACUGGCCUCGUGGGAUCUACCGCCAUGGAAGUACGGGGGAGUUGUUGCGGAAGAAGAAGUUCCUGCGUCAGGAAGUGGAGUCCAACACUCUGGGGAGUCCUGCUGCGGAGGAGCUGCUGUCUCACCUGCAGCCCAACUACUGGUUCUCUGCUCACCUCCAUGUGAAGUUUGCUGCCGUUAUGCAACAUCCGCCUAAAGCUAACUCUGCUCCACGUGUGACCAAGUUCCUGUCCCUGGACAAGUGUCUGCCCCACAGGGAGUUCUUACAGAUUGUGGACGUUCAGGAGAGAGCGGGUUCUUCUGAAGGUCUUGAGUAUGAUCCAGAGUGGCUUGCUAUCCUGAAGGCCACCAACAGUCUGCAGAGGACGACCCCUCACCCCUGGAACCCCCCCGAGAACAACGGCCUGCACGAAAGGUGGGACUUCAGGCCGUCCGAAGCAGCGAUGAUGAAGGUGAUGGAGGCACUCAGCGGGGAGCUCACCAUCCCUGAAAAUUUCAGCCAGACGGUGCCGCUCUACGACCCCAACAAGCCCCAGUACCACCUCUCCCCCAGCUGCAGCACCAACCCUCAGACCACCGAGCUCUGCGCCACGUUGGGCCUCACGGACCUCUACGCCCACCUCUGCCAGGGAGGCGACGAGGGGGGGAGGAUGCAGGCGGGGGAGGAAGACGAUGACGACGGGCAGAGAGCGGGAAGCGGGGACGAGCCCAGCGGGUAUCCGUCCGACACCUCGGGAAUGUCCAGCUCAAUAAACCCCGACGAGAUCACGAUAGAGGAUGAGUGGGAGGAGGAGGAGGAGGAGGAGGUGGUUGUAAAAGGAAAUAAGCCUCCUGUAGAGGGAGUUAGCACCCCCAGCCGCAUGGUUCUCCCCCUUCCCAAAUCAUCACCCUCUCUUUCCAACAUAAUGAGUCUACCCCCCCCCUCACACUCAACACCAGCAGCAUCCUCUCACUCUCAGUCUGCAGCAGAGAGGGAGGAACACUGGGAGGAAGACGAUGGUGAUGGUGAUGAUGAAGAUGUCUCGGCUAUGCAAUGCCUCAAACGUAGCAGCGAUGAGAUCGAGACGCCCUGCAGUAAAAGCACGACUCCGAAAAUCAAACGCCGAAACCAGGUCAUCUACACGGCAGUGGACGAUGAGGAGGGGGAGGUUUAGAGGUUAAAGUGUGAGGAGUCAUUUCUACAACUCGUCAGGGUCUCCAUUGUGAUUGAUUUGAUUAAUGUGUAAACUGUGUGCCAUUUCGAUGCAGCUUCUACUGAUGUGGAUUUGUUAAAAAGCCCAGAGAGCAGAUCGUACACAACAAUGGAGUUCAUAUCUGGAUUUGGUUUCUACAGCAAUGCUUUCUCUUUGUUAAAAUAGGAUUUUUAUAUAUAUUUUAAUCAAACCAAGAACAUUUUAGAUUUGGGGUUUUUGUACGUCUUAUUUCAAGGCCACAUCAAUUAGUAAAAAAACAUUAAAAUAUCUUUGUCUUUUGAAAUGAAUUUCACACUCUUGUACAGUCACUUUGCAAAACAUUUUAAAAGGAAUAAAAUAAAUGAUGAUUUUUAA